GACGGAGGCGGAGCUCGCCGCCAUGUUCAAGGAGGUGGCCCUCGUCGACGAGGUCACCGUCAUCAAGGACAAGGCCACCAAGGCCUCCCGAGGGUGCUGCUUCCUUAUAUGCCCCUCCAGGGACGAGGCCGACAAGGCGGUGAAUGCGUAUCACAACAAGCACACGCUCCCGGGGGCGGCAAGUCCUUUGCAAGUAAAAUAUGCUGAUGGAGAGUUGGAGAGGCUGGAACACAAGCUUUUCAUUGGAAUGCUUCCAAAAAAUGUAGCAGAUACUGAAUUGACAGAUUUAUUUUCCAAAUAUGGAAAUAUCAAGGAUUUACAAAUUUUGAGAGGUUCACAGCAAACAAGUAAAGCUGGAUGCGCCUUCAUUAAAUAUGAAAUGAAGGAGCAAGCAGUGGCAGCUAUUGAGGAUCUAAAUGGGAAGCACAAAGUAGAGGGUUCUAGUGUGCCACUGGUUGUCAAAUGGGCUGAUACAGAAAAGGAAAGGCAGGCCCGGAAAGCACAGAAAGCUCAACUGCAAUCACCUAAUAUGCCGAAUGGACGCCCAAUGCCACAAUCUUCAGUAUUUGGAGCUUUACAGAUGGGAUAUAUGCCUCAGUAUAAUGGAUUUAGUUAUCAGCCUCCAGGGACAUAUGGACUUAUGCAGUACCCUUUAUCUCCUAUGCAAAAUCAAGGCCCCUUUCAGAAUAUGGGUCAGCCUGUUAACCAAGGGAACUCGAUACGAGGAGUCAACCCUGAACUGUCCCCCAACUCAGGUCCUAGAUCAUUUAACCCAAUGCACUUAGGCAGCCCGUAUCCUGCAGUACCUGGUAUGCAGUACCCUGGAUCCUACCCUGGUGGUCCGAUGAACAAUCGUCCUUUUGGGAGUCCUCACAAUCCCCUUAAAGUUCCAAGUGCAAAUGUCAAUUCUAUUGCAUAUAGUCCCCGUAGCAAUGGCGGUGGCCAAACACAAACAGAAGGACCUCCUGGAGCCAAUCUAUUUAUCUACCAUAUCCCACAAGAAUUUGGUGACCAGGAACUGUCCGAUGCCUUCCAGAGGUUCGGUAGAGUAAUAAGUGCCAAGGUGUUUGUUGAUAAAGCAACGGGUUCCAGCAAAUGCUUCGGUUUUGUAAGCUAUGACAACCCUGUGUCCGCGCAGUCGGCCAUCGCCAUGAUGAACGGUUUCCAGCUAGGCGGCAAGAAACUCAAAGUACAACUCAAGAGAGACAACAACAAGCACAGUAAACCUUUUUGACAAAAAUCAUCUGUGAUGCCCAUGCGGUCUUGUUCCCGGUACAUAUUUGUCAGAUAGUUGACCGUGACGCUGAUUGUUUCCCCACUUGGCCCUGCGCGCCGUGCCGCGCCGCCCAGGGAAUCUGCCGGGGAGCGCCAUGUAUCUUCUAAGUUCAGUUGACAAUCUUAAGAAAAUUUGUUGCAUUGUGUAAUUUUAUUAUCUCAGCUUAGCGUUAGCGUCAGACCCCCUGUAUACAUCAGAAGUCAGAUUCAUUCAAUUAUUUCCUUCAUCUCA
This is a messenger RNA of Triticum urartu, 1507 nucleotides long. RefSeq names its product RNA-binding protein BRN1. The record is from RefSeq and is a predicted model, not a curated record. Gene Ontology annotation, cellular component: ribonucleoprotein complex. Gene Ontology annotation, molecular function: RNA binding. Lineage: Eukaryota; Viridiplantae; Streptophyta; Magnoliopsida; Poales; Poaceae.